CUCCCGCCAUGCCCACAGCCACCGCACCGCCGUCGCCUGCGCCGCUGCUCGCCGCCCUGCGCGCCGAGCAGCCGCGCGCCUCCGCCGCUGCCCUCGCACAGACCCUGGCGCGCCGCUAUGCGCCCUGGCUCGGCGCGCCCGACGUGCCCGUCUUUGCCGCCUCGCGCGCACCCGGCACGCUCGUGCGCUGGCGCUGCAUGCUCCAGGACACGGGCCUCGGCCGCGAGCUUGUGCGCGCUGCCGACUGCUGGCGUGUCGAGGCCGGCGACGGCGACGACGACGACGCCGCCGCAGCCAGCGACAGCCAGCUCGCCGAGCGUGCCGUCGUUUAUGCGUGCGACGUGCCUGGCUGGAGUGCAUGGGCGCGCCGCAGCUGGCAGCGCGGCGCGGCGGCUGCGGCUGAUGUGGGCGCUGACGAUGCUGCCGAGGCCAUGCGGAACAUGGCGCUGGGCGACGAAGCACCGGCGUACCUCGACAAGCACCCGCAGCGCGAGCAGCCUGGCGCAGGCGCGCUGCUCAAAAUCUACGACGACGAGCUGGCCGACUCGCUGCGCGUGACACAAUGCGUCGAUGUGCUCGGCGUGCUUGACUCGAGCGCGUUGCCGGGCGCCGACUGGGCCGACGCCGACGGCAGUGCCGGUUCGAGCACUCCUCUCGUGCCGGCGUUGCAUGUGCUGGCCCUCGCACCUGUCGACCUGCGUGUCAGCGCGGCUGCGCCCAGCGAGGCGCAGAGCGCCGGCGCAGCUGAGGCUCGACAGGAGAUCAGCGCGUAUCUCAAGGACGCACUAGCUGGCGACGAGUUGGCCGCCGAGUGGACGCUGCUUGCGCUGCUGGCACGCAUCCACUCACGACGCGGCCCGCUGCUGCUUGGCUCGCUGUCCCUGAAUCUCUCCGGCGCCACGCUGCCGCACCUGCACGGCGCGCUGCAGGCGCUGCUGCCGAGUGUGCUGCGCCAGUCGCUGGCGCUGCCGCAUCUGAACGAGGCGCGCACGCGCAUGGCGCCGAGCAACGACGGAGCGGGUGAGGGCCUGCGUGCCGGCCGUCUGCAGUGUGUCGAUGGCACGGCGCUGCUCAUCGACGAGACGGAGAUGGGCGAGGGCACGCUGGGCGACCGCGGCGUGCGCAACAUCCGCGAGCUCUCGGCAAUGCUGACGAGCCGCAAGCUCGCGUACAACUUCUCCUACUCGACAUUUGACUUCGACGUCGACGCGCCCGUCGUUGUGCUCUCGACCGGCAAGUCUCUGUUGCCGAUCGACGUCUGGCUGCCGACCUCGCCCUCCGCCUCCACAUCCGCGCCGGCAGCGGCAUCUGAGGAGCAGCUGAGCCGCUGGCGCACCUACGUCGCUACAGCACGCAGCGCCGAGCUGGCUAUUCCCGAGCAGGUGGCGCAGCAGAUUCAGGAUGAAUUCGUCGCGGCGCGCAAGGAGGGGCAAGCGGGCUUCAAGGAGGGCCAAGAAGCUCUGCUGCGACGCAUGGGCGUGGCAAGAUUCGUGGCGCUCUCGAACGGACUUUCCGAGAUGGACCUGGCGUCCUGGCGCCGUGCCGUCGAGCUCGACGAGCUGCGCAUGACCCGCGUCGCCGCUGCCGGCUCCGCCACUGCUGCUGCCGCGGCCAACGGCAGUGCCAGGCCCUCGGCGGCGAAUGUGGCGCCUGACACGCCAGAGCGGCGGCGAGAGGCGCGGACAAGCGGCGACACGCUUGGCUCUCCGCCGCAGCCAUAGCAAUGAGCAUGGCCUCGGCCACAUGCGCAGAACGCUCCGCCGCAGCCUGAGUCUAUGCAUCUAUUCGUCGGCGUCUAGUGGCGGCAUGCCGACGUCGGCGUCGGAGCCGAGCACACAGACGCGCAGGAAGUACGCGUGCAGGCGUCCGUCGGUGGUGAGCUCCGGGUGGAAGCUGGUGGCGAGCAGGCGGCCCUGGCGCAGCGCGACGAUCUGGGCGUCGUGCGGUGGCCGAUUGGGGAUGUCGAGGCUGGC
Messenger RNA from Tilletiopsis washingtonensis, 1973 nucleotides. RefSeq lists its product as hypothetical. The record is from RefSeq and is a predicted model, not a curated record. Gene Ontology annotation, biological process: DNA-templated DNA replication. Bases 9 to 1721 code for a protein of 570 amino acids. The transcript is spliced from 6 exons. Gene Ontology annotation, molecular function: chromatin binding. NCBI's taxonomy places the organism in Eukaryota, Fungi, Basidiomycota, Exobasidiomycetes, Entylomatales.